Molecule: messenger RNA, 809 nt
Organism: Uloborus diversus
Lineage: Eukaryota; Metazoa; Arthropoda; Arachnida; Araneae; Uloboridae
Gene: Ak1
Product: adenylate kinase isoenzyme 1-like
Exons: 6
Coding region: 121-696 (191 amino acids)
Biological process (GO): nucleoside triphosphate biosynthetic process
Cellular component (GO): cytosol; cytoplasm
Molecular function (GO): ATP binding; AMP kinase activity
Source: RefSeq, a predicted model, not a curated record
AGCUCAGGUUCCGCGGCAUUCGAAGCAAGGCGCAGUCGCGAAAUUGUCGCACUUCCUCAGAGGUCACCCUCCUGCAUCCGUUGACCUAAUUUUGUUUCGAACAGCUGAUUGUGGAAAGCUAUGGCGGAAAUCAAAGUGCCUGUAAUAUUUGUCAUAGGUGGCCCAGGCUCCGGGAAAGGCACCCAGUGCGAAAAAAUUGUUCAAAAAUAUGGGUUCACCCACUUGUCAACCGGUGAUUUACUUCGAGAAGAAUGUAACUCUGGCUCAGAACGCGGUACAAGAUUAGUUGACAUUAUGAAGAAGGGACAACUAGUGCCUAAUGAUGAAGUUUUAGCUCUUUUGAAAGAAGUUAUUCAGAAAAAUUUAUCCAAUUCCAAUGGUUUCCUCAUCGAUGGUUAUCCUAGAGAGGCAGGCCAGGCCGUGGAAUUCGAAAAUCAGGUGUGCAAGUGUUCAUUUCUCUUAUUCUUCGACGUUCCUGACGAAGUUAUGAAAACUCGUCUCAUGGAGAGAGGGAAAACGAGUGGCAGAGCCGACGAUAACGAGGAAACAAUUCUCAAACGCCUGGACACUUUCCAUAAGCAUACGCAACCCAUACUGGACCAUUAUGGAGAUAAAGUGAAAAAGGUUGAAGCCAGUGGAACUGUGGACGAGAUCUUCUCAAAAGUAACUCAAAUCAUCGACAACUGCAAGUGUUAACGAUGUAUGUGCUGUCAAAAUUUUGCUUUUGUUAACCAAACAUACGUUCAACAUUCUGUUAUUGUUCCCAUUGUACAUUGUUAUCACUUGAAAUAAAUCCUUUUACGAUGUUA